Molecule: messenger RNA, 3081 nt
Organism: Lipotes vexillifer (Yangtze River dolphin)
Lineage: Eukaryota; Metazoa; Chordata; Mammalia; Artiodactyla; Lipotidae
Gene: NAT10
Product: N-acetyltransferase 10
Exons: 28
Coding region: 4-3081 (1025 amino acids)
Biological process (GO): rRNA acetylation involved in maturation of SSU-rRNA
Cellular component (GO): 90S preribosome; nucleolus
Molecular function (GO): ATP binding; 18S rRNA cytidine N-acetyltransferase activity; tRNA binding
Source: RefSeq, a predicted model, not a curated record
ACCAUGCAUCGGAAGAAAGUGGAUAACCGAAUCCGGAUUCUCAUUGAGAAUGGGGUAGCGGAGCGGCAGAGGUCUCUCUUUGUUGUGGUCGGAGAUCGAGGAAAGGAUCAGGUGGUCAUACUCCAUCACAUGUUGUCCAGAGCAACUGUGAAGGCUCGGCCUUCUGUGCUGUGGUGUUAUAAGAAAGAGCUGGGGUUUAGCAGUCAUCGGAAGAAAAGAAUGCGACAGCUGCAGAAGAAAAUAAAGAGCGGGACGCUGAACAUAAAGCAAGAUGACCCCUUUGAACUCUUCGUAGCUGCCACAAACAUUCGCUACUGCUACUACAAUGAGACCCACAAGAUCCUGGGCAAUACAUUUGGCAUGUGUGUUCUCCAGGAUUUUGAAGCUUUGACUCCAAACUUGCUGGCCAGGACUGUAGAAACAGUGGAAGGUGGUGGCUUGGUGGUUAUCCUCCUACGGACCAUGAACUCACUCAAGCAGUUGUACACGAUGACCAUGGACGUGCAUUCAAGAUACAGGACGGAGGCCCAUCAGGAUGUGGUGGGAAGAUUUAAUGAGAGGUUUAUUCUUUCUCUGGCCUCAUGUAAGAGGUGUCUUGCCAUCGAUGACCAGCUCAACAUCCUGCCCAUCUCCUCCCAUGCCGCCAGCGUUGAGGCCCUCCCUCCCCAGACCCCGGAGAGUCUUGGGCCUUCUGGUCUGGAGCUGAAGGAGCUGAAGGAGAGCUUGCAGGACACCCAGCCUGUGGGCGUGUUGGUGGAGUGCUGCAAGACCCUAGACCAGGCCAAAGCUGUCUUGAAAUUCAUUGAGGGGAUCUCGGAAAAGACCCUGAGGAGUACUGUUGUGCUCACAGCUGCCCGAGGAAGGGGAAAAUCUGCAGCCCUGGGAUUGGCUGUUGCUGGGGCGGUGGCUUUUGGCUACUCCAAUAUCUUUGUUACCUCUCCGAGCCCGGAUAACCUCCACACUCUGUUUGAAUUUGUAUUUAAAGGAUUUGAUGCUCUGCAGUAUCAGGAGCAUCUGGAUUAUGAGAUCAUUCAGUCUCUAAAUCCUGAAUUUAACAAAGCUGUGAUCAGAGUGAACAUAUUCCGGGAACACAGGCAGACCAUUCAGUAUAUACAUCCUGCAGAUGCUGUGAAACUGGGCCAGGCUGAACUUGUUGUGAUCGAUGAAGCUGCUGCCAUACCCCUCCCCCUGGUGAAGAGCCUUCUGGGCCCCUACCUUGUGUUCAUGGCCUCCACCAUCAACGGCUACGAGGGCACUGGCCGGUCUCUGUCCCUCAAGCUAAUUCAGCAGCUCCGUCAACAGAGUGCCCAGAGCCAGGUCAGCACCACCGCUGAGAACAAGACCACGACGACUGCCAGACUGGCAUCAGCGCGAACCCUGCAUGAGGUUUCCCUGCACGAGUCGAUCCGAUACGCCCCUGGGGAUGCAGUAGAGAAGUGGCUGAACGACCUGCUGUGCCUGGAUUGCCUCAACAUCACUCGGAUCAUCUCUGGCUGCCCCUUGCCUGAAGCCUGUGAGCUCUACUAUGUUAAUAGAGAUACCCUCUUUUGCUACCACAAAGCCUCUGAGGUUUUCCUCCAACGGCUUAUGGCCCUCUACGUGGCUUCUCAUUACAAGAACUCUCCCAGCGAUCUCCAGAUGCUUUCUGAUGCGCCUGCUCACCAUCUCUUCUGCCUCCUGCCUCCCGUGCCCCCCACCCAGAAUGCCCUUCCUGAAGUGCUUGCUGUCAUCCAGGUGUGCCUUGAGGGGGAGAUUUCUCGCCAGUCCAUCUUGAACAGCCUGUCUCGAGGCAAGAAAGCUUCGGGGGACCUGAUUCCAUGGACAGUGUCGGAACAGUUCCAAGACCCAGACUUUGGCGGCCUUUCGGGUGGAAGAGUGGUUCGCAUUGCUGUUCACCCGGAUUAUCAAGCGAUGGGCUAUGGCAGCCGAGCCCUGCAGCUGCUGCAGAUGUACUAUGAGGGCAGAUUCCCUUGUCUCGAGGAGAAGGUCCUGGAGCCCUCACAAGAAAUUCACACUGUCAGCAGUGAGGCUGUCAGCUUGCUGGAAGAGGUCGUCACUCCCCGGAAGGACCUGCCUCCCUUACUUCUCAAACUGAACGAGAGGCCUGCCGAGCACCUGGACUACCUGGGGGUGUGCUACGGCUUGACCCCCAGGCUCCUCAGGUUCUGGAAACGAGCUGGCUUUGUCCCUGUUUAUCUGAGACAGACCCCGAAUGACCUGACCGGAGAACACUCGUGCAUCAUGCUAAAGACGUUGAUGGACGAGGAUGAGGCCGACCAGGGCGCCUGGCUCUCUGCCUUUUGGAAAGAUUUCCAAAGGCGAUUCCUAGCCCUGCUGUCCUACCAGUUCAGCACCUUCUCUCCUUCCCUGGCCCUGAACAUCCUUCAGAACAGGAACAUCGGGAAACCCGUGCAGCUGGCCCUGUGCCGGGAGGAGCUGGAAGCACUCUUCCUCCCCUAUGACCUGAAGAGGCUGGAGAUGUAUUCACGGAACAUGGUUGACUAUCACCUCAUCAUGGACAUGAUCCCGGCCAUCUCCCGGAUGUAUUUCCUGAACCGGCUGGGGGACCUGGCCCUGUCUGCUGCCCAGUCGGCUCUUCUCUUGGGGAUUGGCCUGCAGCACAAGUCUGUAGACCAGCUGGAAAAGGAGAUUGAGCUGCCCUCAGGCCAGUUGAUGGGACUUUUCAACCGGAUCAUCCGCAAGGUUGUGAAGCUGUUUAAUGAAGUGCAGGAGAAGGCCAUCGAGGAGCAAAUGGUGGCAGUGAAGGCCGUGGUUAUGGAGCCCACGAUGAAGACGCUGAGUGACGACCUGGAUGAAGCAGCAAAGGAGUUCCAGGAGAAACACAAGAAAGAAGUGGGGAAGCUGAAGAACCUGGACCUCGCUCAAUACAUAAUCCGUGGGGACGAUGAAGAAUGGAAUGAAGUUUUGAACAAAGCCGGGCAGAAUGCCUCAGUUGUCAGCCUGAAAAGUGACAAGAAAAGGAAGUUGGCAGCCAAACAAGAACCCAAACAGAACAAAAAGUUGAAGAAAAACAGAGAUGUGAAGAACAAAAAAGAUACAAAACUGAAGUGGAAGAAAUAG